AUGCCUGUCAGCAUUACGCAUUAUCAAAAUUCACAUGUCAACCAGUCAAAUUUUGACUGGUUAAACGGGACAUAUAAGAGGAGGUCUUUAACUUGUGUUAAAGAAGAUCGAAUCAGUAACUUACCAGAGCACUUAAUAGACUCAAUCUUAGAGAGGCUCCGAAUUAAAGAUAUUGUAAGGACCAGCAUUAUAUCAAAAAAGUGGAGGUACAGAUGGACCAAAAUUAAGGUGUUGGUUCUUGAUGAGCAGUUCUCCAUAACAUUUGCACAAAAUGGAGCUUUUGAUCGUAAUGGGUUUAUAAAUACCAUAAACCAUGUCUUGACCUCUCACAAUGGUCCUAUCUUGAAAUUUCAUCUCCAUAUACCAAACAUGUUUCUUGAUAGUUACCAAGAAGUUGAUCAAUGGAUGCUACUCUUAUCAAGAAAAAGUGUUAGGGAACUUGUGUUGAUUACUACUUCAAAUCGACGUGAUGAACUUCCUUCUAAUGUGUUCUCUUGUCUAAAAUUGACAAAACUUGAUUUGAAGAACUGUUUCAUUAAGCAACCACUUGAGCUUGAACGAUUUAUCAAUCUUCAAACUCUUUUUCUCCUGAAUAUUGAUUUUGGAGCUAACUUUUGCGAAACUGAGAUCAACUUACCAAAGCUUAAGACGUUGUCCCUUAGUAACGGUACAAAUGUUUAUAGUUUCAACAUCAAGGUUACAAACCUGCAGAUGUUAUUUGUCUAUGGGUGUCAUGAUGCCAUGUUGCUCCGGUUAUUGCACACUCCAUGCCUUCGCCUUACUGAUGUUAGUAUAGUAUUUAUGAAACCCAUACAGGAUUUUGUUCGAGCUGAAAGAUUGACAUUGGCUACAAUGUUAUCUAACUUGCCCAAAGUUAGAUCUCUAGUUACUGAUGGUCAUUUCCUUAAGUUUUUGAGUGCAGAAAAGAAUCUGAAUUGGCUUCCACAUGCGGUUAAUGGUCUACACAAUUUGUUGUUAACGGAUUUUGAACUUGGUGAUUUGGAUCAACUUCAUGGUGCUCUUUAUUUUCUUCGAAACUCACCCAAUUUAGGAAAUCUGGGUAUAGUGCCUUGGUACAUGGGGCCUCAAGUUGAUGCGGGACCCGCUUUAAAUCAUUUGGAAUCCCUAAACUGCUUGGAUUAUACAUUGAAUGAAUUGCAAACUGUGAUGAUAGUAUCUUUAGAAGGAUCAAGACCUGAACUACUUUUUAUAAAGCUUCUACUUGCUCAUUCUCCUUCUCUAAAGAAGUUUACCUUUAGACUAAAUGAAGUUGAUGUUCAAAAUAGACUUAAAAUUGGUGAGGAUCUUCUGCAGUUCCCCCGAGCCUCACCAAAAGCAGAACUGCUCUACUUGAAUCUAGAGCUGUAA
This is a messenger RNA of Lactuca sativa (garden lettuce), 1368 nucleotides long. Its product is annotated as F-box/FBD/LRR-repeat protein At1g13570. Lineage: Eukaryota; Viridiplantae; Streptophyta; Magnoliopsida; Asterales; Asteraceae. Gene Ontology annotation, molecular function: protein binding. The record is from RefSeq and is a predicted model, not a curated record.